AUGGGUAAACCGGCUUCCAGCGGUCGGGGCGCCCGCACAGACCCGGUGUUGAAUUUUGAGCGAUGGAAGAAGAAACACAUCCGCAAACAGAAAAAGAUGAAGGACCUGAGGAAGCAGCUCAAGAAGCCGGAAUGGCAAGUGGAGCGGGAGACCAUCGGCCGUCUGACCAUGGAGUACGAGAAGAUAAAUGUGAAUGAAAUUAUGCGAUUUUCUGAUUUCCCCUUGUCCAGAAAAACAUUGAAAGGCUUGCAGGAAGCACAAUAUCGGAUGGUGACAGAGAUACAGAAGCAGACCAUUGGCCUGGCUUUGCAGGGUAAAGAUGUGCUUGGAGCAGCAAAGACAGGAUCAGGCAAAACUCUGGCAUUUCUUGUCCCUGUUCUUGAAACAUUAUAUCGUCUACAGUGGACAUCAGCAGAUGGCUUAGGUGUUUUGAUAAUAUCACCUACCAGAGAGUUGGCAUAUCAGACUUUUGAGGUGCUACGAAAAGUAGGCAAGAACCAUGACUUUUCAGCUGGACUGAUCAUUGGUGGGAAGGAUCUAAAGCAUGAAUCUGAGAGGAUCAAUCAAAUAAAUAUACUAAUUUGCACGCCUGGGCGACUGCUUCAACACAUGGAUGAAACAACAUAUUUUCAUGCGACCAAUCUCCAAAUGUUGGUACUUGAUGAAGCUGACCGAAUCCUGGACAUGGGCUUUGCUGACACAAUGAAUGCUAUUAUAGAAAAUCUUCCUAAGAAACGUCAGACUUUGCUUUUCUCAGCAACACAGACCAAGUCUGUGAAGGACCUUGCACGUCUAAGCUUGAAGGACCCUGCUUAUGUCUGGGUCCAUGAAAAGGCAAAAUACAGUACUCCAGCCACUUUGGACCAGAACUAUAUCAUUUGUGAGCUGCACCAAAAAAUCAGCGUGCUUUAUUCCUUCCUGAAGAGUCAUCUGAAAAAGAAGAGUAUUGUGUUCUUUGCCAGUUGUAAAGAGGUUCAGUAUCUGUUCCGAGUCUUCUGUAGGCUACGACCAGGUAUUUCCAUCCUGGCUCUUCAUGGCAAACAGCAGCAGAUGAGAAGAAUGGAAGUCUAUAAUGAGUUUGUCCGCAAGAAAUCUGCUGUGCUCUUUGCUACUGACAUUGCAGCAAGGGGUCUAGAUUUUCCAGCUGUGAAUUGGGUCCUUCAGUUUGAUUGUCCAGAGGAUGCCAACACCUAUAUCCACAGAGCUGGCAGAACAGCUAGGUAUAAGGAAGGUGGUGAGUCAUUGCUAAUUUUACUACCCUCUGAAGUAAAAGGAAUGGUUCAUCAGCUUUCCCAGAGGAAAGUUCCUGUGAAGGAAAUCAAAAUCAAUCCAGAAAAGCUUAUAGAUAUACAGAAGAAAUUGGAAGCAUUUUUAGCCCAAGAUCAAGACUUAAAAGAACGGGCUCAAAGGUGUUUUGUAUCUUACCUGCGUUCAGUAUAUCUAAUGAAGAACAAAGAAGUGUUUGAUGUGAACAAGUUGCUUCUACCUGAAUAUGCCCUUUCUCUUGGAUUAGCUGUGGCACCACGGGUGAGAUUUCUUCAGAGAAUUCAGAAAACAAUGACUAAUGAAUCAGUGAUAAGCCAAACAGAUGAUGAAAGCAAAGAUGGAAGGAAACAUGUUACUUCUUCCCUCACAAAUGAUGAAGUGGAGGAAUUUAGAGCAUAUUUUAAUGAGAAAAUGUCUAUCCUCCAGAAAGGAGAGAAGAAAUCUGGAGAAAAAGACAAGCAGGACGCAGCAAAUGCUGUUGGUAAAGAAGAAAAUGGGGAUGAAGAAAAGGAAGUAGAGGAAGAAGAUAGAGAAGAGAAGAAAGAAAAAGUAAAGGAGCCUGAAGUACAAGCUCUUUUAGCUACCAAUGAGACUUCAAAAGACAAAGUGAUUUCUGUACAGUCUUUAGAUAGAGAUGAAGAGGAUGAAGAUGGUCAUGAUGUUGACUUCUUUAGAGUGAAACGACAUAAUGUAUUUGGAUUGGACCUUAAAGAAACCACCAUACAGAAGAAACCAUCUAAUUCUACCAUUAAGAAAAAAGCAACCAAAGUGACAGAAGCAAAAAAAGUGAUGAAGAGGAAGUUCAAAGUAAAUACAAAAGUCACCUUUACUGAAGAUGGGGAGUUAGUUCAACAGUGGCCACCUAUACAGAAAUCCAUUGUGAACAAACCUGAGGAAGAGGAUGAAGGACCUGGCAUUAACUUAGAGAAAGCAAAGGAAAGACUACAAGAAGAGGACAAAUUUGACAAAGAAGAAUACAGAAAGAAAAUUAAAGCAAAGCAUAGGGAAAAAAGGCUUAAAGAGAAGGAAUCCAAAAGAGAAGCAAGAAAGAAACAAGCAAAGGCUCAAGAUGAAGAGGAGGAAGCUUUUCUCGAUUGGAGUGAUGACAAUAGUGAAUUUGAUCCAAGCACACUCCCAGAUCCUGAUAAGCACAGAAGCCAUGAACAAACAUCUGAUGAUGAUAUGGAAGAUGGAGAGGGGUAUGUUUUAUUUAGUUUUGACAACUAGUACCAGUGAUCUUUGUUUCUCCUUUGGAACCUGAAAUCUUGCUUCUUCCCCUUCCCAUCUUCACCU
Gracilinanus agilis (Agile Gracile Mouse Opossum) is the source of this 2559-nucleotide messenger RNA. RefSeq names its product DEAD-box helicase 10 (gene DDX10). The coding region runs from base 1 to 2493 and encodes 830 amino acids. Lineage: Eukaryota; Metazoa; Chordata; Mammalia; Didelphimorphia; Didelphidae. Gene Ontology annotation, molecular function: ATP binding; nucleic acid binding; RNA helicase activity. Gene Ontology annotation, biological process: rRNA processing. The transcript is spliced from 18 exons. The record is from RefSeq and is a predicted model, not a curated record. Gene Ontology annotation, cellular component: nucleus.